CGAAAGGCGGCCUGAUCCCUUCAUGUUCGUUCUCGUCAGGCGCAGCGGGAUGGCCUAGGCGAGGGCGUAUGAUUCUCUCAAGGCUCGCCCUGUACGACGACUCGUGCUGAAAAGCCAUGAUUGUGAGGCGGCGUCACUCGUCCCCUUGUCUGCUUAUGAACAGGGAAAAUGCUUGGCUCUGAUGGAGUGGCUCCGAUUGCGUGAAUCGCUCGGUGGCGGCGUGCGUCAAUGUCUCAUACGGGCAUCCACCAAAGAAAAGAAGCCAAAACAAAUUUUGCGCAAGGACGAAAUUCGGCAAAGGCACGAGGGGGAGGAGAAAAAAGGAAGUUUUCGUGGCUCGGCGGCAGCCAUCCAAUUCCAGCCAGCCAUUAUUACCGAGAGAUGGUUGUUCAGGUGGCCCCAAGCAUCGAAUCACAGGCACAAAGAGGGCCGGUCCACUAAUGCUGCUCCAUACCUCUCCGGCCUACCUGGUCAGAGGAGGGAAAAUCAACAAAUAAUGGGCAAUAGCGUGUGCCGGCUUCUCACGACAUACAUCCAGAGUACAGCACUGUGUGGAGUACCGGAGAGCAGGUUGUUUGCAUUGUUCUUGUUCGAGUCCGACGGUAACAGGCGUCCGCUGAGGCGAAAAGACGACGCUUCCGGUUGCAUUCACUCGUCCAAGACGGCGUCAGAAAGCGGAGUGGAGAUGGAUAGUCCAGGAGUUCCUUUUCCUGUCCGAGGCCCUGCUGUUGGACCUCAACCUAGCACAAGCAGAGAGCGGCGCUAAAGAUAGUUUUGUUUGCCUUUUGCCUUGGCGCAAGACGC
Molecule: messenger RNA, 804 nt
Organism: Trichoderma harzianum CBS 226.95
Lineage: Eukaryota; Fungi; Ascomycota; Sordariomycetes; Hypocreales; Hypocreaceae
Exons: 1
Coding region: 182-766 (194 amino acids)
Source: RefSeq, a predicted model, not a curated record